UCCGGUGUCUGCGACCCUCUACGAACCAAUUGCAUCCCGUACCCGUCUCUUCGUUGGACGUGCCUACCAUCGGUAUGUGGCUCCCGCAAGGGACUCAUGCUUCCCGCAAUCACAAGCCAGGUAAGAUUGCUGGUAAGUGAAAAAUACUUCUCUCUUCUCGACACGCGAAUGAUUUGUAUCGUAGACUGAACACCACAAUUGUUUCUGAGAUCAAACGUCUACUUCAGUCCCAUCAAGGCGACGAUGUGAGUAGCGUAUGCUAGAAAGAAGUGGACGGUUCAUGCCUUUGAUAUGUUCGAUGGAAUGCGUCAAAGGAUGUGAGUAGUAGAAGACUUAGCACCUUCAGUUCACUACCCUUUUUUCAUACAUGCAUGAGUUUGGCUAUACUUGCUGCGCGUCUUCAUAAGCAGUCCAAAUGACCUGUCAUUGCAUGAGUUUGCAUGUGUGUUCCAAAAGUCUGCUUAAGUGAUGACUUUAAGGGCAGCAGUUGGUGCCAGCAGAUCAUCUAAUGGAGAUUUCAAUUCUCCUGUAUGCUGAGGAUGUCAUGAUGGGGAGUAAUUGUACUUCAUUUGUUCCCUGCGGUCACUUUGUAUCUUUUAAAAGGUUCUUUCCUAUUACCUCACUUGUAAUUUUUCUUGGGAAGCUUCAACUUUGAUAAAUACAGAUCAAAGUCAGCUCCUAGAGUUACCAUCCUUUUGUGUUUAUGUUAUUCUCUACAUCUUUUGUUUGUUGAAACUUCUCCCAAGUUAUGCUAAUGGGAGUGUAGCUCUCUAAUUCAUGACAAACCUCUAUUCGCAAAGGAUGCCAUCUGACCCACUCUAUCAUGUUUACUACUUAAACUGUUCUCAACAGAACAUGAUGUCUCUCAGAUAUACAUUGUUGUAUCCAUGUUUACAGCCUUCUAGUUUCAUUCAUUGGGCAUCUCCUAGGAUUAUUGAGUCAGCCCAUCAAUGCAACUUCCUGAAACCUGAUAUCUAAGAGACUUCUAAGCUCUUCUUCUAAUGUGCAGUUUUUGAUUGUCUGCCAUGUUACUCCCAUAUUCCUGUAGAUUCACAGUAUUCAGCAUGCAGGUGCUUGUAGUGAAUUUUGUUUUGUGAAGUCUUUUGUUUGGACAAAUCUCGAUUGAAAUGGGUUUAGCCUUUAGGUAAUAUUUUUUUUGUGUCAUUGGGUUACUUUUUUGGAGUGUAUUCCUUUAAUGCAUCUUUUUUUUUCAUUAUUAUGUUACAUUAUAUUAUUAUCUACUUUGUUCGAGAGAUUCUAGGGAUGAGAGAUCUUGCACAUGUGCAGGUCUCACAUGUUUAGGAGUUAGAACAUCUUGAUUACUCGAAUUCAGAAUAUUAAAAAGUGAACAAUUCAUUGGAUCUCUUUCAACCAAUAUUCUUAUUUAAUAAGUUGACUAAAUCUUAAAUAAAUGUGGGUUUGGAUUUCAGAUGACUGUUUAUUUUGAUAUGCAGAUUGACCGUGCUUGCAUUUUGCUUGGGUUUCAAGCUUUUUCUAAAAUUUACUAUUAAUUCAGGGCUAGCUACUCUAAUCUGAUAACGUGAAAUUUGAAGAUGUUCUUCGUACUAAAGAUUCUGUAAAGGUACUUGAUUGACAUUUAAAGAUCUGAUGAUUGUAAGGGUAGGUCCAAGAUGUUACUGCUUUUCUAGAUGAGCACAUGAAAUAGUCCAUUUGUUGGAUUGACAUAGUUCUUGUCUCACCAACCUGAAGACACUUCUAUGGCACUUGGAUUUUAACUUGGUUGACGUUGAAAUCAAAUAGACAUUGUGCAUCAUUAUCACAGAACUGUAACUAUCAGCUUUCUUUUCUGCUUUGGGUCCAUUGAUCUAAAUUGCCAGCUAACAGGUUGUGGAAUAGGCUGCCUUUUCUGAUUGAGGUAAGGAUGGGGCCUCUUGUUCUUUACUUUCUCUUUGAUGUGUUCCGUCUCUUUUUCUCAUCAAGUAUUAUGCCCUUCCAUUUCAUGAGGUUUGACAAGUAUAAACUGCAUGAUAAGUGUCAUGGAGUUAGUUUCACUAAUUACAGCUUAAUUAUUUUUUUAUCUGAUGUUUUAGACCAAGAGUGAGAAUCACAAACUGAAAUAAUUAUUUUAUGGCUGCUUGGUGAUUAAGUUAAAUAAGACUUUGUGUUUGUUUGAUCAUUCUUUGUAGGCAUGCUAGUUUUCCUGCCAUAUAUUCUUACUGCAGGAUCUCAUUUCUAUUGCUGCUGCUGUAACCUUGAGCUUUUGGUUAAAUUUCUGAUGGAAACUAGGCAUCCAUUUCUGCUCUUCUAAAGGGAUUGGAGGUCUUGGUGCCUUAGCAUCAGAGACAAUUUCUUGGCUGAUAAGAUAGGAAAAACAGUGAACCACAUGACUGCUAAAUUCUCCAAAUUAGCUGGGAGGAACUACCCUGCCUACUGGAAAUAGUAGAGGUUGAUACACGAUUGGAUGGAUAUAGAUUGCUUGUUGGCUAAUAAAUGCAACCCAUCAUUUCUCCUCUUUGGGACCAAACAUUGAAGUGUGACUUCUUGGAGCAAUUAAAGUGCCUUGGGGUGGUCUGAAAAAACAUGAACAGGUAGAUGUUAAUGUUAGUACUCUUUCUGGAUCUACCAAUAUGAGCUGAACUUUUUUCCACUGCCACCAUUAGAUUUUGGAAGGUACCAACUACUACAACCUUUUAUUCAAUGCCACAAAUUUAAGCAAGUGCAUUGGUAGGUCGAGUUGAAAAGUCUGAGGUAAACAAUCUACCUCAGUGAUUGAAUCACUCUGGCUUGGUAGAUACUUGCUGAAGAGGAUGCUUUGGAUCAAAGUAACAUACAUGGGGCAAGGUAAACUUGGUAAACAAGUUCAUUGACUUGCAAAGAAAGAUCCAACCGGAAGCUUUGUUCUUGGUAGGCUGUGUUACUUGGAUGAUAAGGUUACUGUGACAGAUUGUUUGGACUUGAGUGUGGCAAGAGUUAUUAUAACUUGGAAAUGGUGUGGCUUGGUUGAUGAACUGGUGAUGUAAGACAGAUCAUGUCUGUUGUAGGAAGACAAGUUUUCUGCUCCUUGCUUCUUGUUGAAUCGACACAGAGGGGGGAGAUGGUGAGGGAGAAGCCAUUUGGCUCAACAGUGGACAGAUAUGGUCACAUGACAUGUUAUUUGGGACCUUGUAUGAACUGCCAAAUGCCUGUGGUGAAGAACAAAGUGGAGCAGCACUGGGGGACCAAAUCCACACAUCAAAGUUGCAAGAUUUAAAGCAUCAAUGUCUCAAUUUGCCAGAAACAGACUUACCAUCAACAGAUGCAGGUGCCCCGGCUCCAAAAGCCGCCCUAGAUGUUGAAGAACAAGUUUCUCAACAAGAUAAGUGUGAUCUUUUUACGGGAGAGUGGAUCCCGAAUCCAUCAGGACCACUGUACACCAAUGAGAGCUGCCGAUUCAUAGAACCUCCUCAAAAUUGUAUGAAGAAUGGACGUCCUGAUGUGGGAUACCUUUUUUGGAGAUGGAAACCACAUGGUUGUCAUGUACCACCCUUCAAUGCCACAAAAUUUUUGGAAACUAUGCAGAACAGAAGUUGGGCGCUCGUUGGUGAUUCAAUUCUUCGCAACCAUGCACAGUCAUUGAUUUGUCUUCUUUCUAAGGCCGGAGAUCCUGUUGAGAUCUACCAUGAUGACCAAUACAAAUCACGAAGAUGGCACUUCCCCUCUCACAACUUCACUCUCUCCCUCAUCUGGAGCCCGUUCCUCAUCAAAGCAGAGAUCUUCGAAAAUGAUGAUGGCGAGUCGAAGUCUGAAAACCGGCUUCACAUCGACACGCUUGAUAAAAAGUGGACAAGUCAGUAUAAUAGCUUUGAUUACAUAGUGAUAUCUGGUGGCCAGUGGUUUCUGAAAACUGCAAUUUAUUUGGAGAAUAAUACAGUUGUCGGUUGCCACUAUUGCCCCAAGCUGAACAUAUCAGAGCUCAGUCUUGAGUCUGCUUAUAGCAAAAUCCUUAGUUCUGUCUUCGGUUUUGUCACCACUUCCAAGCACAAGCCCGUCGUAAUUUAUAGGACAUGGACGCCAGACCACUUCGAAUAUGGUGAAUGGUUUAGUGGUGGCAAAUGUAACAGGACCUCACCGUAUAAGAUCAGGGAGUUCAAUGGCAAGGAUGUGGACCAUGUGAUGCGAAAGAUUGAGUUGGAGGAGUUUGGCAGGGCAGCGACAGCUGAUGGUUCAGAGAAUGAGGCAAAUUUGAAACUCUUGGACACUUAUCAGCUCUCAUUGCUGCGGCCUGAUGCUCAUUCGGGUCCUUACAGGACAUUCCAUCCAUUCGACAAGAAUAAGAAUGCAAAGGUUCAGAAUGACUGUCUGCAUUGGUGCUUGCCUGGUGCAAUUGAUACUUGGAAUGAGUUAAUUAUGGAGCUUAUAACGAACGAGUGAAUCUCAGUUACAGCUUCUCCAAGGCGAAACUUUGUUUCUUCGCAUCCGUCGUAUGUGUCGAGAUCAAAUUACAGGAAAGCCAAAAGCCACAGGAUUCUCAAACUGCUGCACGGAAUCUGGUUCAGCUGAAGAAGAUUAUGAUUGUAUUAUCGCUUGGAUAACUGUAAUCAGAUGUAGUACCCUGUAAAUUUUGAUGGACGAGAAUCCUGCCUAAUCUUUGUUGCCAUGAUUCUCUGGCAUUCUUUUGAUAUCAGAGAAGAUGCCUAUUUUUGUACCAAAAUGCAAGAAUUUGUGGCUCUCUUUUAUCUUCUACAUCUCAAUAAAUGAUCACUGUGGAGGUCUACUA
Messenger RNA from Musa acuminata AAA Group (dessert banana), 4717 nucleotides. RefSeq names its product protein trichome birefringence-like 25. The coding region runs from base 3109 to 4371 and encodes 420 amino acids. The record is from RefSeq and is a predicted model, not a curated record. Gene Ontology annotation, molecular function: O-acetyltransferase activity. The transcript is spliced from 4 exons. Gene Ontology annotation, cellular component: Golgi apparatus. NCBI's taxonomy places the organism in Eukaryota, Viridiplantae, Streptophyta, Magnoliopsida, Zingiberales, Musaceae.